Molecule: messenger RNA, 3218 nt
Organism: Gigantopelta aegis
Lineage: Eukaryota; Metazoa; Mollusca; Gastropoda; Neomphalida; Peltospiridae
Exons: 7
Coding region: 326-2149 (607 amino acids)
Source: RefSeq, a predicted model, not a curated record
CGCUACUGUCGUUCGGCUAGUUAAUGAGUUUACCGCUGCCAAAUAGAGUGGCGCUGCGUGCGAUAUCAUUUCCCCGUACCUGCACACGUGCCUUACUGCGUAAGCAUGCUAAAUACACAACUCGCAUAAACAUUCUAACAUUAAUAUAUAUUGAUGAGUGUAAAUUUACGGAAACGGAAGUUUUCUUACGUGCAGGAUAUGCGUAACAUUCUUUGUUCGCUAACCUCUGACCUUCAAAUUAUAAAUAGACAUACGAGUAAAUAAAAAAUUUAAAUUAAAACAAAAAACAAAACAAAACAGGUAAUAAUAAUGUCUCUUCACUGACAUGAGCACUGUACAGUUGGAGAGUCACAGCACUGAGCCUUCCAGACUCCAAUUACCGCUUAUUAAUACUUCUAGCGAGCCACAACCUGGAAUACAACACCUACUAGCCAAAAUAAACGCCAAACAGUCUAGUGACGAACUUUUGCCAGGGAACAUUGACAACAAGCCCAGAGAAGUGCCAUCAAAAUGUGGUCUGCGCCCUCGGUCCCACGCAGUUAAAAGACGACCGCAUCACGCGUUUCAGUCGCGAGCAGGGGAAAUUCUAUCACAAGAGAUGGGCGCCGCGUCGAUGCCCGAGACGCCGGCUGUGAGUAACACCGACGGCUGCAUCACCCCUGUGUGUAAAGAACCGUGUCGCACGCCCAAGGCUGGUGUGAAGUCACUAUGGGCGUUAGGAGGGAAAGAGAAAGACGUUGUAAAACGUGUUGCCAGAUUACUGGGUAAAAAAAAGUUUGUGGAAACUCCAAAGGUUUGCAGAAACAUCAAGGCACUUAUUCGUUUCCGGGCCAUAGUGCGCUCUGUGUGGCACAUUAUCCGCCUGUCGGCCAUCACGAGUCGCCAACUGAAGGAAAUGGAGGAGAACUUGGAUUUCGAGGUCAAGGACCAAGGCAAGGUCUUAUGCUUUGACCUUCAGAGUUUCAAGAGCGCCAGAAACAGUGUCAACGGGCUGUCGAAACGGGCAAAGGAGGCCAUUUGCAAACCUCCCAGUAAAAGAUCGGAUAGUGACAUUCAGUGCUUGCUGGAAAUCAUCAACAGAGUGCUGUUCUUUCACGAGUACAACGAGCACGUGCGCUCAGCGAUCGCGGCCAUUAUCCAGUACGACGAGCUGGAGACUGGCCGAGUGGUGGUCAAGCAGGGCCACCAAGGGACACAGAUCUACUUCGUCGUGUCCGGCAGGCUCAAGUGUUAUAUGACCGAGACGGAUACUGAAACGGGUCGCUACAGAGUGCAGUACUUGAAUGAGUUCACAGUAGGUACACACUUCGGCAGUCUGUUUCCAAGAGAACUGCUCAAACGUGACGUCACACUUGUCUGCAAAGAACCAUCAGAGUUAUUAAGUAUCUGCAAAUAUGAUGUCCUGCAAAUUCUGGAGAAAGAUGAACUGCGACAACUUAACCAGUUUUACAAUUGUUUGAAAACGAUGCCGUAUUUUAAAUCUUGGACUGAUGAACAGAUGCGUGAAUGUGCCAGUGAUGCCAAGUGCCAAGCAUUCGAGGACAAGGAGGUCAUAAUUGAUGAAUACAAAUCAAAAGCACGUCUUCACAUCAUAGAGAAUGGAACAUGUAUUAUUGUCAAGCGUCUGGACAUAGUUAAUUUGACCUCACCGUAUCGGUCAGAAGAGUAUCUUCUUCCUGAGAUGAAAUCAGAAACAGUCUUCUUGAACAAGCCUUAUGGAAAAUCAUUACGAAUAUUCAACAGAGAAUCUCAUUUUCUUAAACUCUAUACUCUUGAAGCCGGUGAUUAUUUUAAUGCAGGUGAGAGACUGGACAACACCUAUAUAAUUGCCAGCGGGAAAGUGGACUGUAUCCAGGUGAAUCACAACCAGUUUGAGAUCAACUUCAAGCAGUAUGAGCUGAUGAAGCUGGCAGAAACCCGUGACUACAUACUCCCAAACAGAAAGAGACUCUACCACCUGUUCCUCACCAAGAGACGGUGGGAGAAAUACAAACAACAACUCGUGCUCGAGAUCAAACGGAGAAGAAACAUUCCAUCACUGACAACAAUGCAAGAUGUUCCCCGAACUUACAAGAGUCAUUACAAACCCAUGUACACGGAAUCAUUGAAGCCUAAACUCUGUAGAUCAUGCAUGAUAACUGGAAGUUAAUCAUCUAUACAGCUGUACAAGUUUAGAAAUAACACUCAAUAUCUCAUUCAAUGCUUAUUAUCUUAUUUUCACCUCCAACUUCCUGUACAAACACAGGCUUCUAUAAUAAAUGCUUAUGUUUAUGUGCCAAUAUCCACCCAUUAAUAUACACCUGCACUGCUAAACCAUUGAAACUUUCAGUAAUGGAUUAAAAAAAACCCACUAGGUUAUUAACCCCCUCCAAAUCUCUAACGUUAAAAUCUAUACUUACAUAUGUAAUACCAGUACAUAUCUGUUAUUGGUGUAUUUUAAGUAGGGGAAUAUCCUCGUAACUCUCCAUCCCUGAGAAAUAAUGGGACUCCAUUAUUCGUCAGGAAUGGCCAAUUACUCGGACAUUCCCCUAUACAUACACAGUAUCUAACAAUGCCAGUUGCUCUGCACAGGACAGAAAUGACUAUGUUAUAUACUGAUGGGACUAAAUACAUUUUUUCCUGGAGAGCUUUUGAAAUGCUCUCAUGCAACCCAGUAGGGGAUCUCACCCCGAGUGAGUUUUAAUCACCGUUCGUAGGUCAAUUCUCGAUCACUAACCACUAACUAACUAAUAAACCACUGACCAGUUUGAACCUAAUUGGAUAUUCACAUGGAAAAAAAAGAAAAAAAAGUUAAAAUAAAAAUAAUUCAAUGAAAUCAAUUGAUGAAUGUUAAAAAUGUAGAUCUUAACCAAUAUAAAACAUAAUCAAAAACUAAAUUUAAAUAAUCAAAAACAUGUUCAGUGAGUUUGUAAAAACAUAUUAAAAAUUAUAAUUUGUUGCAAAUGCCAACUAUAUGUAUAAAGAAAGAAAGAGAAAAAUAAUCCACCACAACCAGCCCCAAACCACCAAACAUCCACUUGUACCGGUAAUUAAAGAACAAAUUUUAUUUUGUCACAACAAAGAUGUACGAAAACACACAAAAAACCUUCAUGUUACUGUUUCAGCCAAAGUUGAAUGUAUAUUUUCCUGCGCCAUGUUGUCAGAAUAACAGCUACAACUGAAAGAGCAGCCAAAUGUACCGUAUCCAAAAUGAUAAACAAAUAAAUUAUAUUGCAGUA